AUGGACCCCUACUCUGCCGAAGGCGAAUUGAUCAACAUCCACAACCACUUCCACCAGGGCCAGUACCAGGAGGUCAUCGACUACGACACCUCCGCUCUGUCCCCCGAGAAUGAGCUCCCCGCCCGCGUCCUAGUCCUCCGCGCCCGCAUUGCCCUCGGCCAAACCGAGGAUGUCCUCGCCGAUGUCCAGGGAGAGAAGGAACCCGAGCUGGUCGCCAUUGGCGCCCUUGCUGAGAGCGCGCUCGGCAAGACGGAUUCUGCUGUGAAGACGAUUGAGAAGCUUGCGGCUUCCGAGGGAGAGAACACCACGGUUCAGAUUGUUGGAGGCACAGUUCUGCAAGCUGCAGGCAAGUCAGAGGAGGCACUUGCGCUGUUGUCGCAGCACCAGGGAAGCCUUGAUGCUGUCGCCCUGAUUGUCCAGAUUCACCUGCAACAAAACCGCAACGACCUCGCUCUCAAGGAGGUAACCGCCGCUAGGAGGUGGGCACAAGAUAGCUUGCUGGUCAACUUGGCCGAGUCGUGGGUUGGCCUGCGACAGGGCGGAGACAAGUACCAGCAGGCAUUCUACGUGUUCGAGGAGCUUGCGCAAGCGCCAGCGACAUCGUCUAUCGCGACUCUCGUCUCCCAAGCCGUUGCCGAGCUGCACCUAGGCCGGACAGAGGAGGCACAGGCUGCAUUGGACCAGGCCCUCGCCAAGGACGCCGGCUAUGCGCAGGCCAUCGCCAACUUGCUGGUAUUGACGGUCAUCUCGGGCAAGGACCCCAAGGAGAUCACGGAGAAAUUGAAGGCGGCGGACCCCCAGCACCAAUUCCUCGCGGACCUGGAGGAGAAGAGUGCGGUUUUCGACAAGGCGGCGACCAAGUACAGCGCCAAAGUGUCGGCAUAG
This is a messenger RNA of Colletotrichum higginsianum IMI 349063, 885 nucleotides long. RefSeq names its product Coatomer epsilon subunit. Gene Ontology annotation, cellular component: COPI vesicle coat. The record is from RefSeq and is a predicted model, not a curated record. NCBI's taxonomy places the organism in Eukaryota, Fungi, Ascomycota, Sordariomycetes, Glomerellales, Glomerellaceae. The coding region runs from base 1 to 885 and encodes 294 amino acids. Gene Ontology annotation, biological process: endoplasmic reticulum to Golgi vesicle-mediated transport; intra-Golgi vesicle-mediated transport; retrograde vesicle-mediated transport, Golgi to endoplasmic reticulum. The transcript is spliced from 4 exons. Gene Ontology annotation, molecular function: protein binding; structural molecule activity.